Molecule: messenger RNA, 1068 nt
Organism: Anopheles aquasalis
Lineage: Eukaryota; Metazoa; Arthropoda; Insecta; Diptera; Culicidae
Product: signal transducer and activator of transcription C-like
Source: RefSeq, a predicted model, not a curated record
AUGUCACCCCAAAAUUGUCGCUCGUUCGGUGGCCAUCGUGUAGUGGCGGUGUUGAUGCUAGUGGUGCUUCUAACGCUCGAAGGUGGACACUGCUUCGGUAGGAGAUUCCACGAGGAAGGGAAAGUGAAACGAGAAAGUGACACUGUGGACGAGCAACAAACACAAACGGAUCCCGGGUCGGGCGACGAAAUCAUCUACGACCAACGGCAGGUGUCGCGGCCCGGUGGCACCAACAUACGGUUGAACAUUAAAAACCUCCAGGUGCAGCUGCCCGAAUCGCAGCUGGAGCGCUUCCAGGCCACCGACAUGAUCCAGCUGAUACAACAGUCGGUGCUGCGGUUACUCGGUAUCCCGAUAGCUGCCGAGCCAGCACAGACGCAGCAACAAGCAGCCAGCACCACCAGACCAUCGCUCGAGGACGACGGCGGCGACGAGCAAGGACAGGAGAAGCAAGAGAGUGCGUCCGCAUCGAUGCUGCAGGUGAACGGAAACAAUGUGCCGGCCAAGUUUUUCCUGGAAAUCAGCGAUUUCCUCAUGAACACCAAAGACAACGAUGCGGUCGAUGAUCAGCGCGUGGACGACAACCACAACGAGCAUCAGCGACAGGAGGAGCUGCUACAUCAGCAGCAGCAGCACGAACUGCAGCAGCUGCAGCAGCAGCAGCAUCAUCAGCAAUUUCCCCACGAUCCCUCCUCUCUGUACGCCACGGAAGAGAUCAAGAUCGAGCGGUUGGAAAACUCAAACAACGUGAAAAACGAAACCAUUACCAUCAGCAAACGGCUCACGAAUCUGGUCACCGCCGCACCGAACGUGCCGCUGAUCGAGCGAAACGUAACCGAGCAUCGGACGGCAUCAAAUGCGACCCAGAAUGCGACCGCGUCCGAGGAUCGGCACGUGCAGACGAAACCGAUCCGGCUGGACACGGUGUUGGUGCGCAUGGAAACGUCACAGCAGCAGGGCCCUCGGAAGACGCUGCGUGAAAAGGUCAUCUGGAGGAUGCCACUAUCAGCUGGCGAUGUUGCAAGCUACGAAAAUCCACCGGCAAGUUAUGAGCAGCAGCAGCAAUGA